Molecule: messenger RNA, 2466 nt
Organism: Syzygium oleosum
Lineage: Eukaryota; Viridiplantae; Streptophyta; Magnoliopsida; Myrtales; Myrtaceae
Exons: 1
Coding region: 1-2466 (821 amino acids)
Molecular function (GO): RNA-DNA hybrid ribonuclease activity; nucleic acid binding
Source: RefSeq, a predicted model, not a curated record
AUGAAAAAGAAACGAAAUGGCAGGGCUUUUGUGGGAGUAAAGGUGGAUAUGUCCAAAGCUUACGAUAGGGUUGAUUGGGUUAUUCUCGAUACAAUACUCCAUAGCGUGGGGUUUUCUGAUCACUUUUGUAGACUCAUAAAUCGGUGUAUUUCAACAGUUCAUUAUACUUUGCUCAUCAAUGGUAGGCCGGCUGGAGGUCUUACACCUCAAAAGGGUCUACGACAAGGUGAUCCUAUCUCACCAUACCUGUUCGUAAUUUAUUCUGAACUUCUAUCUCGAAUACUCAAUCGGGCAGAGGACUUAAAGAUGAUCACAGGGAUAAGAGCAGGGCGGGACAGUCCACCUCUGACACACCUUAUGUAUGCCGAUGACUUGUUGUUAUUUGUUCAAGCCACAAAGAGACAUGUGAGAGCGCUGAAGGAAAGCAUUCAAAUUUACUGCUCCUGGUCAGGUCAGAGCUUAAAUCAUCAAAAGUCGUCUGUUUUCUUCUCAAAAAACACUUCCACAGGAAUGAAAAAAUUUUGCAUGGACGAACUCAACAUGAAGAAGACAAAUCCUGAUGCAUUGUACCUUGGCAACCCUCUCUUCAAACGUGGAAAUGGCAGAGCUAGAUACCAAUUCCUUGAACAGAAGGUUGAUAACAAACUUAGUCAUUGGAAAAGGAAGUCCUUGUCUUGGGCAGGUAGAGCAACGUACAUUCGAUCGGUUGUUCAGAAUAGUUCGAUCUAUGCUAUGCAAUCCAAGAGGUUGCCAAGAGUCACAUGUGACAAACUCGAUGCAGCCACUAGGAAAUUCUGGUGGGGUGUCCCGGCGGAGAAAAAUAAGUUCUUCACACCUAAAUGUUGGGACUCUUUGUGUAGAAAUAAGAAAAGUGGUGGACUGGGUUUUAGAAAUACUAGGGAUUUCAAUAAUGCUUUGAUCCUCAAACUCGGCUGGGGACUGAUACAAGAUAGAGGCAAGUUAUGGGUUCGACUCCUUGAGGGAAAAUAUUUACGGAGAUCCAAUUUUUGGAACCAUGAGGUUAAGGCAUCGGCAUCUCGGUUAUGGAAGGCAAUCAUGGACACUAGAGAAAUACUCAAACUUGGCACUCUUUAUCAGGUAGGAGAUGGUAAGUCAAUUGAGGUUGGUAAUCACCCUUGGAUUCCACACGUACCAAACCAUCUCCCUUCUUUUAUUGAUCCUGAUCCUAUAUUAAAGCAAAGGAAAGUAGCGAGCUUCUUUAUCCCAAGGACAAAAUCUUGGGAUGUAAACAGUCUAACUCAGGUGUUUUGCCCAACCUCGGUCCAAGACAUUCUUCAGAUUCAAGUUCCAUCCUCCAUUUGGAUGGAUAAACCGAUUUGGCAGCCAGCUAUUGAUGGAAUUUUUACCGUUAAAUCCGCUUAUAAGCUCAUCAAAGUGCCUACAGCAAAUGGCUCUAACUCUGGAAUCUGGACCAAAAUUUGGAAAGCUAGAGUUCAUGAGAGGCACAAGAUGAUGUUUUGGAGGACAACGGCCAAUGUCUUGCCCUGUAGAGCUAACCUGGGUAGGUUAUUUCACAUUCCAGACCCUUCAUGCCCGUUGUGUGGAAAUUCAGAAGAAACUCCUGUCCAUCUAUUCACAGCAUGCCCUUUGGCCCAGAUUUUAUGGAGACAGAGCCCAUGGGGUAUCAUCUCAUCUGUUUGGAACUUCACAUCACCAAAGGAAAUGAUAAACCACUUCCUUGACCCAGGACGAAUUGCAGAGAUAAUGGGAUUCGAUUGCAAACUCUUCACUCUCUAUGCAGCGAUUCUAUGUACUAGAAUGUGGUUUUAUAGGAAUUCCAUUUUACAUGAUCAAGCUAUUCCAAAUCCUUCCCAGGCAAUUAAGUUGGUUUUACAGGAGUUCAUGGAAUUCUCGAACAAGUUCAAGGAAGAAAACACAGUCGCACCAAGUCCAGAAGCCGAUUCGAUUGGAGUAGGAAUAGACACUUGGCUCCCACCGUCAGAUCAAGAGCUCAAAUUUAAUGUAGAUGGUGCGUGGAAAGAUAACAAAGGAGCCAUAGGUAUCAUUGCACGAUCGGCUAGCGGAUUAGUAGUCCAAGCUUGGACAAGGAGAGGUCGUUGGAACUCGCCUUUGGAAGUGGAAGCAGCAGCUCUCCUUCUCGCCUGCAAUUAUGCUCAGUCCCUGGGCAUUCGAAAAGCGAUCUUUGAAAGCGAUUGUAAGGUCUUAAUUGAUGCCAUCCAACAAAAGGGUCUUUGCCCUUGGAGUAUUCAACCUUUCGUUGCAGAUUCUCGCUUUCAAUUUCAGCACAAUCCAUGUUGGAGCUUGGACUGGACCCGUAGAUCCAAGAAUGGAGCUGCUCAUGCACUUGCAAAUUGGGCCUCCAAUCAUAUAGGCACCAAAUCCUCUUUUCUUUACCAUGAUCUCCCUGCUAGAGUUAAAAAUAUUGUACUAGUAGAGUCUUCUUUUAUAUUUCGCUCUAAUGUAGGUAAUGCUUCCUUUUUGUAA